This is a messenger RNA of Thrips palmi, 4065 nucleotides long. RefSeq names its product acetyl-coenzyme A synthetase (gene AcCoAS). Gene Ontology annotation, molecular function: acetyl-CoA synthetase activity. The record is from RefSeq and is a predicted model, not a curated record. Gene Ontology annotation, biological process: acetyl-CoA biosynthetic process. The transcript is spliced from 10 exons. Bases 271 to 2361 code for a protein of 696 amino acids. NCBI's taxonomy places the organism in Eukaryota, Metazoa, Arthropoda, Insecta, Thysanoptera, Thripidae.
GCGGCUACGGCCAGCGCUAGCAGUGUGCUUUGCGUCGCCGUCCCGGGCUGCCGCAACGCCCCUCCACGCCACGCCCCGACUUGAUCGCAAACGUGCCGAGCAGAGCCGAGCCGAACCGACCACUGUCAAGCGGAGCCGCGUCCCGAGCUCGCGUCGUCUGCUCGCGUCGUCUGCUAACCCAUCCGUCCAGUCGCGUCGUCUGCUCCGCUCUCGUCGGGACCGUGGCCGUGUGUUUAAUUUAUUGUAGUGAAGUGAGGCACGACAGACACCAUGGAUAAGCCCGCCGUGUACGCGCCCAACCCCAAGCUCGCCAAGAAUGCCCACAUCAGCAGCAUGGCCCAGUACAAGGAGAUGUACGCCAAGUCCAUCGACAAGCCCGAGGAGUUCUGGCUGCCCGUGUACAAGCAGUUCCACUGGGAGACGCCGUACACGCCCGGCAAGUUCCUCAGCUACAACUUCGACACGGAGAAGGGCCCCGUGGAGAUCAAGUGGCUGGACGGCGCCACCACCAACGUGUGCUACAACCUGCUGGACCGCACCGUGCGCUGCGGCAACGGUGACAGGAUCGCCUACUACUGGGAGGGCAAUGACCCCGAGGACUACAGCCGCAUCACCUACAAGAAGCUGCUGCAGGAGGUCUGCCGCUUCGCCAACGUGCUCAAGGACCACGGCGUGCAGAAGGGCGACCGCGUGGCCAUCUACAUGCCCAUGGUGCUCGAGGUGGUCAUCGCCAUGCUCGCCUGCAGCCGCAUCGGCGCCGUCCAUGCCAUCACAUUCGCCGGCUUCUCUUCCGACUCCCUGGCCGAGCGCAUCCUGGACUCGAAGAGCAAGCUGCUGGUGACCGCCGACUGCGUCAUGAGGGGCGAGAAGCUCAUUUGCCUGAAGGACAUCUGCGAUACAGCCAUGGACCGCGCGGCCGAGCAGGGUCACGUCGUGGAGUGCUGCAUCGUGGUGGAGCACCUGGCGCGGCUCAACGCGACGCUCAACGCGCAGGACAACGGCCACGCCAACGGCACCAACGGCACCAACGGCAACUCCAACGGCACCAACGGCACCAACGGCAGCGCGGCCUACAAGAAGGUGGACAUGAAGGAGGACCGCGACUUCUGGUGGACCGAGGAGAUGGAGGACGCGCCGUCGUCCUGCUACCCGGUCUGGGUCAGCGCCGAGGACCCGCUGUUCAUGCUGUACACAAGUGGAUCCACUGGUAAGCCCAAGGGCGUCCUGCACACGACUGGCGGCUACCUCAUGUACGCGGCCACCACCUUCAAGUACGUGUUCGACUACAAGCCCAACGACGUGUACUGGUGCACUGCCGACGUGGGCUGGAUCACCGGACACACCUACGUCGUGUACGGCCCCCUCGCCAACGGCGCCACCUCCGUCAUCUUCGAAGGCACCCCGUUCUACCCCGGCAACGAUCGCUACUGGUCCGUCAUCGACAAGUACAAGGUCUCGCAGUUCUACACCGCCCCCACUGCCAUCCGCUCCCUCAUGAAGUUCGGCGACGAGCCCGUCCUCAAGCACAGCCUGGCCUCGCUCAAGGUGCUCGGCUCCGUGGGCGAGCCCAUCAACCCCGAGGCGUGGCUGUGGUACUACAAGAUGAUCGGCAAGGAGGAGUGCUCCAUCGUGGACACGUUCUGGCAGACGGAGACCGGCGGCCACGUGCUGACGCCGCUGCCCGGCUGCACGCCCAUGAAGCCCGGCGCGGCCUCCUUCCCCUUCUUCGGCGUGCAGCCCGUGCUGCUGGACGAGGCCGGCAAGGUGGUGGAGGGCCCCGGGGAGGGCUACCUCGUGUUCAACCGGCCCUGGCCCGGCAUGAUGCGGACGCUGUUCGGCAACCACGAGCGCUUCCAGCAGGUCUACUUCAGCCGCUUCCCCGGCUACUACUGCACCGGCGACGGUGCGCGGCGGGACGAGGACGGCUACCUGUGGGUGACGGGCCGCGUCGACGACAUGCUCAACGUGUCCGGACACCUGAUGAGCACCGCGGAGGUCGAGUCCGUGCUGGUGGAGCACGCCAGCGUGUCUGAGGCCGCCGUCGUGUCCAGGCCGCACCCCGUCAAGGGCGAGUGCCUGUACUGCUUCGUGACGCCCAACGAGGGCGCCGUCUUCGACAAGAAGCUGACCGACGAGCUCAAGAAGCAAGUGCGAGAAAGGAUAGGCCCCUUCGCCAUGCCCGAGGUGAUCCAAAACGCACCGGGCCUGCCCAAGACGCGGUCGGGCAAGAUCAUGCGCCGAGUGCUCCGGAAGGUGGCCCUCAACGACCGAGACGUCGGCGACAUCUCCACCCUGGCCGACGAGGGCGUCGUCGACCAGCUCUUUGCCAACCGGCCACCCGAAGCCCAGCGAGCGGCGUAAAGGGCCGAGGAGUCCUUAUUUGUGUGUAUUGUACCAGCGUCCGGAAAAAGUGAUCGGGCUUGACGAGCAGUGAGCAGGGCACGCGUGUUUGCGUGUCCCAGGAAGGACGGAUCUGAUAGAGCGAGGCCACGGUAUGGUGGCUGUCGCUAUAGUACCUUGCCUUGCUUGGAACAAGUAAGGAGAAAAAGGCAAAUAGAAGAUUAUCCGGACAAGGUUUCACUCUUGGUCCUUGUUGGUCCUCUUUGUUUAUGUUGAAAGUGUGCCCGCAAGAAUGAUUGGUUGGAAUUUUUGAAUGUGCAGCAAAUCCUUUGUGCGAUUACUUGAUAACAAAAGAUUGGUGACAUUGUUGCGGAGUUGAGCCUUUCUCCGUGAAGGAACCUAUGGUAUGCACGCCAGCAGUAUUGUACAAGAUGUUAUUUAUUAAUAGAAUCCACCUUGUUCUCCAAUGUUAUACAUAUAUUGCCUUGUUAAUAGCAGAAUCUUCUUCCCCUCAAAUAAAUGCUGAAUACGAGUCUCAUACAUAUCAAGGAUGCAGAAACUGAGUCAGAUUUUAUGGGUGAUGAGAGGAUGGGAAAAUGUCAAAGCAGGUCAUUCUUUGGCAUUUUCAAGUAGGUGAGUAUUGUAAAUAAUUCUCAUAGCGCACUAAGAAAUUUUGUGUGAUAAGCUUAACAGAUUCAUUUUAGUGUUAGAUGUAACAAAUGCAGAAGACUUAUGACCAUAAAGCACAUUCUAUUUUAUUUCAUGGUCAACGUCUUUGCUUUGAAUCAUCGACACUCAGUGUGUUAUUUUAUAAGAGAUUGUUUAUGCCUGUUGUACAGUAAAUUAGAUGAGUGAGGUGCAGGAACACCUUUACUACAUGAUUGAUUGGCCAGUUCCUAAAUGUAUUUUAACUUACAGAAAUUUAGUGCCAUGAAGUAAAAAAAAUAAUAAAAAUAAAUUAAACAGUGCUUUGUAGCAGAUUUCAAGAAAAUGACAGUGCAGUUCUCUGGAAAUGAAAAUUGGUGAUUGGAAUAAUUGAUUGAAAUUUUGCCUUACUGUCCACCAUGAUACGCUUGUGAAAGGUAACAUGAAAACAGGACCAAUAAUUUAUUUGGAGAAGUGACAUUCAAUCUCGAGAAAAGGGGAACAUAACAGAACUGCAAAGCCACUAUAAAUAAUGAGCAGUACAGUCUUCUUAGGAUGACUGGAAUAUACAUAUCAUUCCAAGGCCCAUUUACUUGUUUGUUGCACAAUUUUGUCGCCUUUAAUGCUGAAUAUUUUGAGAGAAAUGUUACGACUGUUAAAUAUUGCAGAGGAUGAUACCUCUUGAUCUCGCUGUGUGUCAUUAUGGUAGAGUAAAAUUUACCAUAUUCAAAUGAUUGCUAUAUUAACUGCUCGUUUUAUUUGAAGAUGUUGUUCUUCAGAAGCCUGUGUUCUUAGACAAAUUUAAUCCAAUGUCUUACUAUAAGAAAAGGAAUUGUACCUCAUUUUCCAAGUGAACAAGUAUGAAUGAAUAUCAGCCGAGGUCCUGCGAGUCAGCUUCAUUAAAAGAUGCUUAAGGUUUAAAACAAAGAGAAGAAAAGAAAUAUGCAUACAUAUCAUUGUUGUAAUUGGAUAGCAUUCCAAAUUUAUUGUAGUUAUAUGAUAAGAGUAAAAUUCAUGAACCAGUGUGAUUCUGUAGGUUGCUAAUGUUACCAGUAAAAGAGACUGCUUACAAAAAUAGAA